AUGAAUGAAAAAAAGUGGAAGAGGAUGACUCUUCCAACCCUCAAGACAACACCACCAGUACCGAUUCCCAAUGAUGGGAGCAAAGGAUUCGACAAUGGUGAUGGAAAGAAGCCCCGCGUCUUCGCCAAAGCGCUUCGUUCACUCAGCAAUUCCUCCAUGGAGUCCAUGUCACCGAGCCCAUCUCGAAGCUCAUCCUCUAUGCGACGCCUACAAAAGAGCAAUUCUGGCUCGGGUUCCAUGAUCGACAGGAUACACCGUCGAGUAUCGAUCGCCUCGCCAAUGAGCGCGUCUGCUCCCGAAUUUGCGGCGAUUGCCCCUGACGUGCCUUACUCUUCAAUGGAACUUAUUCAAUCUGGACCACUCAAGACUGAUGUCACACUCCUAAAGGCCCGUGCCGAGUAUCUGGUUUUGACAGACACUUGCUUGAUCAAAUUCGGAGGUGUAGAUAGCGCAAAAGCUACUUUUCCGCAGAUCAGGACAGGAGAUGGAACGCUGAAACCUAGCAGUUCGCACAGUACAAGCAAAUCAUCAUCGGAUGUACGCAUGGAGAUCCCUCUGCGUUCCAUUGUGGGGGUUUUUAACGAAGAAGGCUCGAGCCCGCGAUUUGGCAUCGAAAUCUGGUGGUUUUCGCAGUGGCCCAAACUGGCAUACUCAAAGGCACACCUGUUCUUUAUGUUGCCCAAGGAUCGCGAUGACUGGCUGGCCAACAUUCAAAGGACUUGCAGAAUCAGUCACAGACGAUCACCGUCCCAAUCCUUAAUACCCAGCAACCUGAGAGCGAGAGUCAACCACAUUGUGGAGACCACAGAACCUGACUCGAACACAAAUGUCUCAAAAAUCUUGACAUUUCCUGUCGUCAAGCGUACGGUUGGCGCACUCCAGAAGGCCAAUUCAAGUGACGACUCUCAGCACUUCUCAGAUGGGUCCUCGUUCUACAUUGUUAUUGGACCAUCUAUGUUAUACUUCAUCGAGGUCCUAAAGGCAGAUUAUACAACUUCCCCUGGUGACUUGCGUGUCAAGGUUCAGUCCUAUGGAACAGUUUCGCUGAUACGGUUUCGGGCCUCUGUUGCGUCGCAUGAGCAACGAUUUGUCAUGAGCUUUCGACUACCCCUUGGUCGCGAAAACCGACUCGAGCUUGCAAGCGUUCAUUAUCGACAUGUCAUUGAGGCCAUGACCAAAGUAGACCGAGAGUUGAAACCCAUGUGGCCACAGCAUUUGCAAAAGGCUAUUUUCGAUAUCAAGGGUCUUCCUCCACCACUUCAAUUGACCUCUGGAAACGAUUUGGGAGGUCUCGAGCGAAGCUUACACGCCUACUGCGCCGCUUUCAAGGUCCAGGUUCCAAGCUGGACAAUCGAAUGGAACACACCCUCCCAACCAGCCUUCCGCCUUUUACCUCCUACCAACCAGCCAUAUUCUACUCUGCAAUUGCUUGCAAUGUUCAGGGCCUUACGCUACAACAGUUAUUUCAAAGAGCUGUCUUUCCGCAACAUCGAUUUAUCUGGUCUUGCCGGGAAGAAGGACUACUCGCAUUUUGGAGAUACCAUUGCCUACACAUCACUGAAUGGAGUUAAGAUCUCUGAAGAGCAUUAUGAUAUCCUCAUGCAAUCUUCUGUCCUCAGCCAAGAGAUUCACGCUCUGGCGUUUUCAUCCGAAUCGAUACGAAGCAUGGACCUGAAAAACAUCCUAGGCCCACGGAGCAUCGUUGGUCGUUCUAAAGACCCUGAGGGUGCCCGCAGAGUCAGUUCGGAGGUCUUGCGACCCAUCCUACUCUUGCUAAAGCGCCAGGCAUGUCUUUGCCAUAGCAUUACCAUGUCUGGUAAUCUCAUUGCGCCAAGUGACAUUGAGGAACUAGCCAACGUUCUCGUUCUUGACGAGGUCUACAUGAAGAAGAUUGACGUAUCUAAUUGUGGCCUUGGUGAUGAGGGUCUUACUACUCUCUGGACGGGUAUCCCAGGUCAAGGUGCCAACCUUCAACACAUCGACACCUCGGAGAAUCAGGGUACAGUCAAGUUCGAGAUUAUUCAUAACUCGCUUAGUCAACUUCAAGCUAUAAGGAAGCUGAACAUAGCUGGGAACACAAGGAUCCCAUACGAUGUCCCGUUAUUCGAGGACUACGUGCUAAACUCUUGGUGUCUAGAGGAGCUUGACUUGUCCGGAAUUGCUCUCAACGCUCCAACCGUUGACAUCUUGACCGCCUACUUAGCAUCACAAACUUCGGAACGUCUUCGUGUUCUUCGGUUGAGCAAAUGCGGUCUAACAGGUGCUCAAAUCGCCCAGAUGUUCUAUGCAAUGGGUCAAGGUAGACAGAUCACACUUUACAUCAACGGCAACCGCUUAGACGAGGGUAUCGACGAUUUAUGUGCUGUCAUUAGCGAAUGUUUUGGGCCCUGGGGCCUGUUCGUCCAGAUGGUCGAGUUUGCUUUAGAGUCUAAUUACAUCAAACUUCUGGAGGCGUUGACCGUCAACAACACAAUCGAAUGCCUGAGUCUUGCUGGUACCGCCACUCCUGACUCGGCCAGUGAGACGGCCUGCAGAGCACUCUCAAAUUUGUUCUCGCAAAACCACACAAUCAGGUUUCUCGACCUUUCUGGGUUUGAUGCCAAAUUAGAUGAGGGUCGUCUUGGUCGGGGCUUCUCCAAAUCUCUUGGCGGCCUUCGUUCCAAUACAAGCCUAGAACACCUGCGCGUACGCAGUCAAAUGCUGAACGUCAACAUCGGAGACCUGGCUGAAGCCAUCUCUACUAAUAAGACGCUCCACAGCUUGGACUGCGAGGGCAAUGAUUUCAACCUCUCUAAUUUUAGACAUCUCGUACGACAUUUGAGCGACAGUACGACAAUUCGCUAUUUUUCAGCUUUCUCGGAUCGAGAUCUUGCACAGACAAUUCAAAAGUCCGUGGACAGUGCUGUCGCGACUGCAACGACGUCUGUACGCAGACAGUCCAUGAUUUCCAAGCUGCGACAUGAAAAGGCCCCGCAGAACGCCAGUGAUCCCCUGGCGCAACAAUUGCGAGAAGGGUGGGAAGACGCAGUUCACACACAGCAAGAGGUUUUAGAGAGGAACCGACUUCUUUUUCAAGAAGGUGAAGAUGGCCGUUUCGACUCAGGCCAUGACGGGCACCUUCUUUGCGAGGGUGAAGAGGACUUCUCCAAAGCAUUCGGCGGGUUGGCACUGCUGGCUUUCGAGUCCAAGAGGGCAUUGAAUCGUCGCAAUUCCAGCCCGUAUUUGAACAACAAGAGGGCCAGCAUGAUCUCACUGGGUCCAGCUCGUCUGGUCAGCGCGGAGCCAGGCCCCAGAGUUGCGAGAUCUUGGUCAAGAUCACACUCGAUUGUCUCGAGUGAAGGGGGUAUUAGUGCAGCAGAGAGCCCAAGCACAAGUUCAGCGGUUCCAACCCCUCCGGAGCCAGACAGCCCAGUCGACAAAGAGUACCUAGUAGGGGACCAGCAGAACGGACAUGAUGAUGGCCUCGAUUACGAGUACAGCUUUGCGGAUCCUCAAGACACUGAUUUCGGAUUGGAACUACGAGCCCAUCGACGAUUCUGGAGCGAUGAGGCUGGGUGUAUUGAAGAGGAGGACCAUGGAGUGCAGUUUGACGAACGGCGCACGUGA
Messenger RNA from Fusarium pseudograminearum CS3096, 3606 nucleotides. RefSeq lists its product as uncharacterized. The record is from RefSeq and is a predicted model, not a curated record. Bases 1 to 3606 code for a protein of 1201 amino acids. The transcript has 3 exons. NCBI's taxonomy places the organism in Eukaryota, Fungi, Ascomycota, Sordariomycetes, Hypocreales, Nectriaceae.